This is a messenger RNA of Bufo bufo (common toad), 9119 nucleotides long. It is a transcript of the gene AKAP13, whose product is annotated as A-kinase anchoring protein 13. Bases 232 to 7860 code for a protein of 2542 amino acids. NCBI's taxonomy places the organism in Eukaryota, Metazoa, Chordata, Amphibia, Anura, Bufonidae. Gene Ontology annotation, cellular component: actin cytoskeleton; ruffle membrane. The record is from RefSeq and is a predicted model, not a curated record. Gene Ontology annotation, molecular function: microtubule binding; MAP kinase scaffold activity; guanyl-nucleotide exchange factor activity. The transcript is spliced from 41 exons. Gene Ontology annotation, biological process: actin filament organization; regulation of Rho protein signal transduction; positive regulation of neuron differentiation.
UGUGCAGUCCGGGACAGCGGUGGGAGCGGAAAGUGAUACAGAGUAGCAAGUGGUGGAGUGUCCAUUGUGUGCUCCCUCUCCGCGGACACCGGAGCUCCCGGCCAGCAGCCUCGCCCCGUGCAGCAUGUGUCUGGUUGUGCUGUGAGGAGCAGCCCGGAGCCCUGCCGAGGAAUGCCCGGCUCCCUGGUCACACUUGUUGCUGCCUAAGCAGGAGAUACGGUGUCCUGGGUCAUGAAGCUGAAUCCAACACAAGCUCCAUUGUAUGGUGACUGUGUCCUGACAGUGAGCCUCACCGAGCAGAGCGAGCUGGAAGACGAUGCUGUGUUCUACCUGCUGUUUGCCGGCUCCACUCUCAAACAUUUAGCAAGUGCUCGGAAAGUAGACUCUGCGACUCUGGAGACGGUCACCCCAGGUCAUGACUGCUGUGAGCAAGUAAAGGUCCUAUUGUUUGCUUCCAAGAAAGGCCUGUCUUUCAUAGUAGCCCAGGAGGACUUUGAGUUCAUCAAAGACGAAGCCUAUGAAUCUGCUCAGUUUUUGGCAUCCAGCGUUGGGAACCAGCAAGCUCUGCUAUUUGCAAAGUUCUUCUUAAAUAAAUCCAGAUCAUCUUCUAGGGAUGCAGCCAUACUGGAUAAGAAGAUCACAUUGGCUUUUCGACAUUUACGGUUACCCAGUGGAUGGAACAUUUUGGGAGAAUCCCCAAGUAUAACAGAUGGUCCUGGGCAGGAGACAUUGAUGCACUUUGCUGCAAGGCUUGGCCUCUGUGCAUUGUCAAAGUUUCUUUUGGAACAGCCAGGAGGGAGGACAUCACUGGCCAUUUCCAACAGUGAAGGAGCGACGCCUGUAACCCUCGCUUUGGAAAGAGGCUUCUUGAAGUUGCACCAUUUGUUAACAGAAGUGGACCCCCAGAGUAUUGACCUUGAUACUGAACAUUCUCAAGUUGAGCACUCUGGAGAUUUUGGGGUGAAGCACCAUUAUGGACUAAAUGUUUACAUUCUGACCAAGAAAUCCCAAGUAGAAGCACAGGACAUCAUGGAGGAGGACAUCAAGGAGCUGAGUGACUACAUCCAAAGUCAUUCUCCAUGUCCAGGUACAGAUGUGAGAAAACCGCAGGGACCAGCAUUUGAAGAGGCAUCUGAUGUAUUUAACCAGGACUUCAGGGCAUCUUGUGCUGAUGACACUGUGAACUCACAAGCAAGUACUGCAGUGUUGCAGGAAGAGGGUGAAGGUGCCAAGCCCUGUGGUAAAUCUGACAAUGAGGUGGAAACUGUGGGUGGAGACGUUGCAAGUUUGAGUCAAGAUGUUGAACCCAAAGAGGAAGAGGAGGGGAGAGAAUGUAUUGUGAAGGAAGAGAAUACAUCAGCUACAAACCAACACAUACCAUUCUGUUCCACUGAGGUAGAAGCUGCUGGAAAUCUUCUCUCUGAUGGAAACACAAAUGAGGAAACUGGAAUGACUUCAACUGGAAUUGUUUUGGACCUCAAAGCCCUGGGCAAAAGUGAUAAUGUAGAUGAGGAAAUGAUUGCUGAAACCGAGCAAGCCACACCAAUUGCAUUUGUGGAAGCUGCACACAAAGUCGCUGAUGUUCCUGAAGACAUCAAUGUGAACAUGGGGCAGUCAGUGUCUGGCUAUUGUACUAGUGCAUCACGCACCACCGACACAGUGUGUCACACCGGGAGUAAUGAACAGGAAGCAGCACUUCCGGGCCCUGUCUGUAAAGACGAUCAAUCUUGUAACCUUUCUGGUGACUGCCUGAGCCAAGGAGAGCCAAGUACAUGUUUAGCUUCUGAAGCAAGGCACUCGCAUAUUGCCCAAGGGUUAAAUGUUGUAGAUCGCAACGAGACCCGUGACUCUGAAAAACACAGUUCACAAUCACAAAACAGAACUUUGGAGCACUUUGCUGAUUGUUUAGUCCUGUCUGUGAAAAAUGAAAAAGACCUUGAAACCAUUGCUGAUAAUCUGGCGGCAUCAAUAAUAAGCACAAGCUUUGUGGAGUUGGAAGUUACCUCUAGUGAGAAAGCAACUGAGGCUUCAGAAGUUAUGGACAAUAAACCUCAAGAGGAAGUCUCCUCCGAACCUGUGGUAAAAGACUUCACAUCACGUGACUGUGACCAAACACAUGAGGAUGCAGAGGUUCCUCUUGCUAGUAUGGCUGCAGAAAAUACAACUCCUGAAAUACUAAUGAAGUCUAGUUCUCAACCUCCAUCUCAAGAUCUUGCUUUGUCUAAUAGGAGUGAAAAGGAGAGUGCAGAAAAUAAGUCAACUGCUGUGGGAGAAUUCAGUGUUGAGGACCAGGCUGUCAUGUCUGAGUCCAGCUCAGGUCUUCACGUUAGAGGACUGACUAAUGCAGAGCCGUAUGAGCAGCAGCAGAAUAGGAGUGAAAACCUAGAAGCACUGCCACCUGCUGGACCAACCUCCUCACUGCAGAUAGAUGAUAAGGGAUUGCCUUGUACUAAAAGCGAGUUACACACAGACUCUGACACUCCCUCCCUGUUUAAUAAUUAUGAAUGCCUGAAAAACCAGGAAGUAUUAGAAGUGGAAUCAGUUCUCACUGAAAUGCAGAAGGCUGCCGUGACCGCCACCAGAGAGCGGAGCCCUGAUGACGGACAGCUCACCUGUGCAAGUGACAAGACAGAUGGCAAACAGGACACUGAUGAUUUAGCUGAUCCUGUGGAUUACAAGCCACCUUCAGAGAAUGGAAAUGCAAGUGAAAAGGAAGAGCCCAAAUAUGUUGUGAAGGAGUUCGAUGUAGGGUAUGAUAGAAGUGAGGAUGACUCUGAGCUGGUGAACGUCCCAAGAGUAUCACUUCAGCCUAUAGCAGAGGAGACUUUACUUAAUGGUGAAUCCACUUCAGACACAGCCUCUAGUAAUGAUACCUCAUCAUCUGACGUCAGCGAUUCAGAAAAGUCUGUAGGUCCAGACGAAGAGCAAACCGUGGACCCGUUCUCCCAGGCGGUGGAUUGCUUAUCUGAUGAUGAAGCUGCUGUUGCUCUUGAGACUUCAUUUAUAAGUUCUAAUGGAGUUGCGUGCAUGGCGGAGGUCAGAGAAGUCUCGGGCAAUGAAAUUGCUCAGUCUUCUAAUGUCCCACCAGUCCAGGGUAAAGAGUAUUAUGUGGAGGCUCCUCACAUCCUAAAAGAAGACGACUCUGGUUUGGAUUUAUCUGUGAACUUGGAGGAUACUCUGUACCCUAGCAUGUCGGACACGGAAAUUGUCUCUGGAGAAUAUCUCGAUCCUAAAGUAGAUGAUGAAGUGGAUUUUGCCAAACUACAUCUAAGCCCCAGAACAAAAGUGAUUAAAAACUGCUGCUCCCUAACCCCAUGUCCACAUCCAGUCCUUCUUGAACCAAAGCAGACAAAUGACACCAAAGAAUGCAGCCAGUUUGUGGAGGACACGCUCAAGGCAGAACAUUCAUCUCCGGACACACUGAAAAGAGAUCCUGCAAGUGACUUGAACUACAUGUCCCCUGAGGUACUGGAUGAAACGAUCUUUACAAAGCUCGAAGAUGAACAGUCUAUGAUCAAUGCCGCCAGCUCUGGUUCAGAGGACACUUCAUCCCUAGAAAAGAACUCUUCCCAUGGAAGUGAUAUUUCCCUUUCCCGUGCCUUAUCGGAGCGAAAGCACAGAGACUUGGAUGGUAGUGCCGUGGCUGGAAAGAGGAUGCACUCUGAGAAGACAGGAAUGUCAGAGGUUGAAGAAGAGAAGGUGGACAAUGUUACAGAAGGGUCUCCACACACUGUUAAACCCAAGAGCACAAUUCGCUCUCUAUCUCCUUCCAGAAGACAUAGCUGGGGGCCUGGGAAGCACAAAGGCAAUAACUCUGAUAUUAGUCACAGGAGUUACAGUUUGGAGGGCCUCGCUGCCUUUGAAAAUAACCCAGCGACCACUCAGGAGCCCUCUUCUGGCCCUAACAGGCUGUCGGCAUCACUCUUCCUGGGAGAGGAUCGUGGGUCAUUAACUUCUUUGACAGAAGAGGAACAAGUUGAUCAGGGGACUGACAGAGCUGCCAAUCAUGGGCGUCAAGAGGAGCACUCUUUAGACUUUACAAGGAGCAGUCAUUCUGGCUCGGAGGACUCGUCUUCUCUAGAAAUGAACUCUUCCCAUGGAAGUGAUGUUUCUAUUUCUCGUCCUUUAAAUGAGAGAAAGGACAGUAACACAUUAAAUUUGGGGGAGAGAGAAAACGAGAAGACUGGAGUAUCAGAAAAUGAAGGAGAGGAGAUGGACAGGAUUACAGAAGUGUCUCCACAUGCCAGUCGCUCCAGGAGCGCCAUCCGCUCUUUGUCUCCAUUUAGAAGACAUAGCUGGGAACCCGGAAAGCAUAAAAGCAAUAAUGCUGAAAUCAACCGCAGAAGUUCAUUGCGAGUUCUGGGGGAUGUUAUAAAGAAGCCAGCUACUCAUAGAAGAAGUAUGAGCUGGUGUCCCUCAGAUGCACAAUGCACUUCUGUAGGUGGUGACUUUAAUUAUAGAAGUUACAGCCUGGAAGGCCUUGCUGAAAAUAACCCACCGACCACUCAUGAGUCCUCUUUUGUCACAAGAAAGCUGGCUGGAGCACUGUGCAAAGGAGAGGAUCGUGGCUCCUUGACUUCCUUAACAGAAGAAGAACAAGAGUCAGAUCAGAGGACUGGCAGAUCAUCCCAUCAUGCUGCCUGUGAAAGAUCUGAAGUUCAUGAUUUGGUUUACUCUGGUUCACUUGGGGCUCCUCGUCUGUCAAAGUCAAUGUCCCUAACCGCAAUUGCCAAUCCACUUGUGGAGGUCCAGGGUCGGAUACAACCAAAGAGGCGAAUAUCCUUCUCCUUCAGCAUCUCUCCGCUUAUUCCUAAGUCUAAACAUACCUUUUCUAUUGGCACCUCGUCCAGUGAGGACGAGUCAGAUAGCUCACGGGCAUUAAAUAUUGGCAGCAAUUCUUUGGCACACAGUAUAUCUGAGGAAUGCAGCAACCAGUUGCCACCAAGUCCCUCCCAGAAGGACCUAGAGGGCAAAAGUGUUACUAAAGUAAGCCGGACAUUUAGCUACAUCAGGAAUAAAAUGUCCAGCGGCAAGAAAACAAAGGAAAAGGACAAGGAUAAGACAAAAGACAAGGAAAAGGACCCCAAUGAAAAAAGCAAAGAGAAGCACAAAAGCAAUGGGCAUACAUUUGUCACUGCAACGAUGACGGAUACCCUAACAUGCAAAAGCUGCGACAAGCCUUUCACCAAAAAACCUGGUUAUGUGUGUCAAGAAUGUGGCUUGGCUGUGCAUAGAAGCUGCAGAGACGUCGUAGAUUCCUGUGCAAAGAUCAAGGAAGAAAAGAUUUUACAAGCACAGCAGGGGACUGUCACUCAAACCGUGGUCAUGAGAAAUAAAGGUUCCCAACCAAAGGAGCGGCCUCGCUCAGCAAUCGUGGCAGUAGAUGAAAAGUCUUUGAUGACGCUUGGCUUCAACGCCAGAAGACCGCAGACUGCUCUGUCCAUCUCCAAAAGUAUCUCUACACAAAAUAUCUCAGGGCUUGGGCGCGAUGACAAUCUUCUGGGCAGCUUGAGAGCUUUGUCACAAUCAACAGACUCUUUGCACAAAGUCAGUAAGGGCAAUGAGUCCAUGGAGUCGCUGAGUGAUGAAGGCACUGAUCUGUAUGAGGGGCAGCUCAUGGGAGAGUUUGAGAUGGACUCGAGGCAGCUGGAGAAGGCCUCUUGGAGUGAAGCAGUGGACAGCGGGUAUCUUAUGCAACAAAUGAAAGAUGUUGUGAAACGUCAGGAUGUUAUUUAUGAGCUUAUGCAGACUGAAAUGCACCACAUCCUCAGACUGAAGAUCAUGAAUGACAUCUACUGUCAGGGAAUGUCGUCUGAACUGCAGUAUGAGCAGCAAGUCAUAGAGAAGAUCUUCCCAUGCAUGGAAGAUCUGCUAAAUCUCCACACUCAGUUCUUCCAGCGGAUGUUGGAAAGAAAAAGGGAAUCUAUGGCUGAAAAAAGUGAGAAGAAUUUUGUCAUCAGAAGGAUUGGUGAUAUUUGCACACACCAGUUUUCCGGAGAAAAUGCAGAGCGUAUGAUGAAAACAUAUGGUAAAUUCUGUGGCCACCACAAGGAAGCGUUGGACUACUUCAAGGAUCUGCUGUCUAAAGAUAAAAGGUUUCAGGCCUUUGUAAAGAAAAAAAGUAGUAGCCCCUUAGUCAGGCGUAUGGGGAUUCCAGAAUGCCUGUUGCUGGUUACACAGAGAAUUACCAAGUAUCCGAUCAUUUUGGAGCGAAUUCUGCAUUAUACAGAAGAAAAUGAGGUGGAACACCAGUCUGUAACAUAUGCCCUAAGCCUGGUAAAGGAUGUUAUAAAUGGAGUGAACAACAAAGUAAAAAAUUACGAGAUGAAGAAGCGCCUCCACGAGAUCUAUAGUAAAACAGACAGCAAGUCUAUACAACGGAUGAAGAGUGGACAAAUGUUUGCCAAGGAGGAUCUAAAGAGAAGAAAAUUUGUUCGUGAUGGCCCCGUGUUCUUGAGGUCCAACCAAACCAGUAGAUCGAAAGAGGCCCUGGCUGUUCUGCUGUCUGAUGUGUUACUCUUCCUCCAAGAAAAGGACCAGAAAUACGUCUUUGCAUCACUGGAGCACAAAUCAACAGUGAUAUCUUUGAAGAAUCUCAUUGUGCGGGAGGUAGCUCACGAUGAGAAGGGCCUGUUCCUGAUCAGCAUGGUUGGAAAAGACCCUGAAUUGGUAGAAGUACUUGCCAGUACCAAGGAAGAGAGGAACAGCUGGAUUGAAACAAUCAAGGAAACAACGAGGACCAUGGAGAAAGAUGAGGAUGAAGGUGUUCAGAGUGAAUCUGAGGAAGAAAAAAGAAACUGGGACACCAAAGCCAAAGAAUUAAAAGAGCAACUUCAGCAAAAAGAUGAUCAGAUUAUUGGUUUACUUGAAGAAAAAGAGAAGAUAUUUCAAACCUUGGUGGACAGUAGUACUCAUGAAAAGAAUUUGUGUACGUCUGGAAGAAUUCUUUUCAGAGCGAACACAGAAGAGGCUCCACGAGGAGAGAGUUUAAUAAAAAGUGCAAUAAAAGAAGUUGAGACACUUCAGGUCCUGUUAAACCAGAAUCUGUGGAGCAGUAUAGUUCAGCAGGUUCCCAGUCCUGCAGACCUGGAGGCUGGAGUCGGGUCAGUUUCUCUACCUCGAAGAGCAGAAACCUUUGGAGGGUUUGACAGCCAUCAACUUAAUGCCUCUAAAAGUGGAGAGAAAGAAGAGGGAGAAGAUGGACAGGAUUUACGGAGGACAGAAUCGGACAGUGUUCUGAAAAAGGGAGUGAGUCCCAGCGUUAUGCUUAAGAGAAAUGGAGAGCACGUUCUCCAGACAGUCUCCAAUCUUCACAAACUGCUGAGUAACUUGCAGGCUGUAGUGCUGCAACAAGACACCUUUAUUGAACAUCAGAAGCUGAGGCUAAAUGAGAAACCCCUCACCCGGACCUACUCCAAACCAAAGUCCUUGACUGAACAGGAAAAGGUGGAGCAACUGCUACAGGACAUUGUUAAUCUGGAAAAGCAGCAAACCGACCAGCAGGUUCCACUUCAACCAGAAAAAUUGUCCAAGGCCCCCUCACUGCCUGACGGCACAGAUUCUUUAAAAAGAUAUAACUCUAGUGUUCCAAAACAGGAGCACCUGGACUGUAAACCCUCUGCUGUACCCAAAAAGGACACUUUGUCACGGACAGAGAGUAAGCAAAAGGGGAAAGGGUUCAGUUUGCUUGGGAGCCAAACUAACAAACCAGUGGAGGGCCCCGCCACCAAUCGCCUUUUCAACCUAUCAAAAACAAAGGACAAAAAGGAAAAAAAGAAGAAAUCUAAAGGAAACCACUGUCCAAACUCUGAGUCGGUUCAUGUUGAGGGAGUGUCUCAGGAGGAAGAAAUCUUCUGCUGAUGUUCCAACGGAGGAAGGCCUACAUGCCGAAUACUGUACAUACUCAUUCCACACUGGGAUAUUGGCUACCAUUUCAGAAAGACUGGCUAUGAGUGGAGAACCCCCGGCUCCUUUUACUAUACAGAGAAAUACUGCCUAUUGACUGCUCCUGAAAAAUCUCCAUACCACUCAUUCAAAAAGCUGCCAUUUUUCCGGAGCCUUCGCUAAAUAGAAUUGUGGGAGCUUAGCCAGGAAAGGUCACCAGAAAGUAUGCUUUCUGACCACGUAGAACUGCUUAAGGUACAGUGAUGUGCCAGAGGCCUUCAUUACACGUUCUUCAAUGUUCUAUACCUAUGGAAUAUAAUCCAAACCCUUUACAACACCACUCAGACGGUAUCAACCUGUAGUUUUCUCAAAGGCGCCCACCUAUUAGGCUCUGAAUACUCGCUGCUACUUUCCUACCCGUAGUUUUCUCUCACUCAUUCUAGAUGGGAUUGUGUAUUUGGUGAGAAAAAGAACGGUUAGUUGUUAUCUUGAUGUCUGAAUUAGGAAUAGAUUUCACCCCAAAUCAAAUGAUUUGCUAAAUUCUCGGCUUGGCAGUACUCUGUACAGAGGAGGAAUCAUCAUUAGCAUACUUGUGCAAAUCGCAAUUUAAUGUUGUGGUUUUUGCCAGUAGAGGACGCUGUAGCCUACACAAACUGGAGCUAGCCCGUUCUAUGCCAAGUAUUCCUCGUGACCACACAUUUUGUUACAUGAACUCGCUGUUUCAUCUCUUUUUUAACAAAAAAAUAACCCACUUUCUAUUAUUCCGUGGAAAGCUUCCUCUUCAGUGUAUAAUCUGAUUCAAUUGUGUCCAGUUAUCGAUGUCCCUCUGCCUGCACAAAUGCCGUCAGUCUCACCGCUGACACCAUUGCUCUUCUUGAUAUUUCCCAAAUACAGAAACCCCUUCCCCAUUUCACUUUGAUAUCUCCUUUAUUGCAUCUUGCAUGGUCUAAUGAAUUCCAGAAUAACAUGGGAACAUGUUUUAGGUUUUGUUUUUUAUAUUGUAGUAAAAAAUUUGACCCCUGAUGGUGUUUUUUUCGUAUUUUUUUUUUUCUUUUAAAAUUUUCAAAACGGAUGUAGACAUGGCUGCUGCCUUCUGCAGUGUCUCUAUAGUGAAUUGGGGGAAGUUUUUCCGUGAAUGAUCAAUGUGCUGGUAGUGUGGAUGUUAAAAAAUAAAAUAAAAAUGAAGGUGAUGAAUAAGAAACCAUUUUAACCCCCAAACCUUUAUGGCUUUUUUU